Rhododendron vialii is the source of this 2429-nucleotide messenger RNA. Its product is annotated as probable L-type lectin-domain containing receptor kinase S.5. The transcript is spliced from 2 exons. Bases 59 to 2320 code for a protein of 753 amino acids. Gene Ontology annotation, biological process: protein phosphorylation. NCBI's taxonomy places the organism in Eukaryota, Viridiplantae, Streptophyta, Magnoliopsida, Ericales, Ericaceae. Gene Ontology annotation, cellular component: plasma membrane. Gene Ontology annotation, molecular function: protein kinase activity; carbohydrate binding; ATP binding. The record is from RefSeq and is a predicted model, not a curated record.
UUAUCUCUGUCUCCCUCUCAAUUCCCAAAUCCCCGUGGUAGCCAUUUCUGCACACUUGAUGGGAUUGGCCGUGAAGGUCCGUAUCAUCGCCGCCGUGCUCCUCUGUUUCACGGCGGUCGCGGCCCAGAACCACAGGACUGUCACCACUACAUUACGACUGUUAAAUUUCACGGAGGUCGAGGCCUAUAACCUCGGGAAUUUCACCGCUACAUUAGGACCAUUCAGUGAAAACUACUACAGUAUAUUCCGGCUGAAGAACGGGGCCACCAUCAACAACAAUGGGGCGCUCCAAUUGACCCCGAACUCAGCCUACGAGAGGCGCUUGGUGGGCAUGCCACUCGAAAAUCAGGCCGGAAGAGCGAUGUUUAAGGUACCAUUCAAGUUGUCGGAACAAGUUUACAAGUACAACAAAACAAAGGAUAGGGUCGCCUCGUUCAACUCCUCGUUCCUCUUCAGCGUCUGCCCGCUGGGUCUUAAUACCACCCCGGGGGAAGGGCUGGCCUUCAUCAUAGUACCCCCGCACUACGGGAGCGAUUCCUUUCUGUCAAAGAGUUUCGGCCAGUAUCUGGGCCUGACCAACGUCGACACCGAUGGCUACGCUACCGAUGCCUACGGUAGCCUAGUAGCAAUCGAGUUUGACAACGUCAAACAGGCAUUCGAUCCGGAUGCUAACCACGUGGGACUCAAUAUAAAUAGCAUCAUAUCUACUGUUACUGCCUCUUUGACCCCAUUGGGAAUUGAACUCGCUCCAGAUGGCGAGGACAGGUUUUACAAUGUCUGGGUUCAGUACGACGGGGUCAGUAAGGUCAUUGAGGUGUACAUUGCACGACAAGCUGGGCUUGAUGGGGAGACGCCCUCCAGGCCUGAUACCCCGGUCUUAAAAUCAAAUCUCGAUUUGGGAGUGGUGUUUGAAAAUUAUGAGCACUUGAACUUUGGUUUUUCAGCAUCGACAGGAAAUAAUGUGCAGCUGAACUGUAUCUUUAGAUGGAACUUGACGGUGGAGUCCUUUGUGGAGGAAUUUCCUCCGAGGGAAAAGACUCCAAAACUGCUUAAGACUCUCCUUGUAGUCGGGGUCGGGGUUCCACUGCUUGUGAUAGGGGUAGUUGUGAUGGGCUAUUAUUACCCAUGCAAGAAGCGAUCAAUGGUUCAGUUUAAGUCCAACAUAUUACUAGGGGUCUCGAAGAGGUUGGGGUUGGUUCAGUUUAAUUCCAACAUAUUACUAGGGGCCUUGAAGAGAUUGCCAGGAACCCCAAGGGAGUUCCGUUUCAAGGAUUUGAAGAGGGCGACUAACAACUUCGAUGAGAAGAACAAGUUGGGCCAGGGUGGUUUCGGUGUAGUGUACCGGGGCCAUCUGCAUGAUGAAAAUCUGGACGUGGCCGUCAAGUGGUUUUCUAGGGAAACUAUCAAGGGUGAGGAUGACUUCUUGGCAGAGCUCACCAUCAUCAAUCGUCUCCGUCACAAACAUCUUGUCCGGCUGCUUGGAUGGUGUCACAAAAAUGGGAAGCUUUUACUUGUAUAUGACUACAUGUCGAAUGGUAGUCUCGACGCACACCUAUUCACUAAAACACCAGACAGCAAGCCACUAAGCUGGGAUCAACGUUACAAUAUCAUCUCCGGGGUGGCCUCGGCGCUGAACUACCUUCACAAUGAGUAUGACCAGAGGGUGGUCCACCGGGACCUCAAGGCCAGUAACAUCAUGUUGGACUCUUACUUCAACGCUCGGCUCGGAGAUUUCGGCCUCGCUCGUGCCCUGGACGAGGAGAAGACCUCGUACUCAGAGGUCGAGGGCGUGGCAGGCACACUUGGCUACAUCGCACCUGAAUGCUUUUUGACAGGUAAGGCCACCCAACAGUCUGACGUCUACGCGUUCGGUGUAGUCUUGUUGGAAAUAGUUUGUGGCUUGCGACCUGGAACUAGGAUUGAUGAGUUCCACUUUUUGGUCGAUUGGGUCUGGUCCCUGCACCGAGAAGGCCGUAUAUUAGAUGCUGUAGAAGAGCGGCUUGGGGAUGAGUAUGUUGUUGAAGAAGCUCAAAAAGUGCUUGUUUUGGCUUUGGCAUGUUCUCAUCCGAUAGCAAGGGAAAGGCCUAGAACUCAGGCAAUUGUUCAUAUCAUAUCCGGUUUAGUUCCGGUUCCUUACGUGCCACCAUUCAAACCGGCCGUUGUAUGGGCUUCGAUGCCUUCUCUGGAAGAAGAUGAUAUCAGCAGCCUUGCUAGCAUGACGGAGGCAAAGUCGUUUCCAACGACCCAUUUGGGAUCAGGCUUCACUACGCAAUGCAUCAGUCGAGAGCUCUAUACCGGGGACAAUUUUAAAUUUGUGUAGUUUUGUGUACUAUAUUAUGGUUAUCAGCUUAUCUGUUAUGAAUUACAAAAUAAUUGAAUGUUGGUACAUCAAUUUAAAAAACUAAUCGAGAUCUUAAAUUUUGUACAAA